GCGACCAUGGCGGACAAGGAGGCCGGCGACGGCGACGCGGGGCCCCGAGAAACAGCCCCCACGUCUGCAUAUUCCUCUCCAGCCCGGAGUCUGGGGGACACAGGAAUCACGCCGCUGUCCCCUUCCCAUAUCGUGAAUGAUGCUGACCCGAACGUCUCAGAGCAGCAGAUGUUUCUGGUGGUGGUGGCCAUUGACUUUGGAACCACGUCCAGUGGCUAUGCCUACAGCUUCACCAAGGAGCCAGAAUGUAUCCACGUGAUGAGGCGAUGGGAAGGGGGCGACCCUGGGGUGUCCAACCAGAAGACUCCGACCACUAUCUUGUUGACUCCGGAGAGGAAAUUCCAUAGCUUUGGGUAUGCCGCCAGGGACUUCUACCAUGAUCUGGAUCCCAAUGAGGCCAAGCAGUGGCUGUACCUGGAGAAGUUCAAGAUGAAGCUGCAUACCACGGGGGACCUCACCAUGGAUACAGACCUAACGGCAGCAAACGGCAAGAAAAUCAAAGCCCUUGAAAUCUUCGCGUACGCCCUGCAAUACUUGAAGGAGCAGGCACUGAAGGAGCUGAGUGACCAGGCGGGGUCGGAGUUCGAGAACUCUGAUGUCAGAUGGGUCAUCACAGUGCCUGCCAUUUGGAAACAGCCCGCCAAGCAGUUCAUGAGACAAGCUGCCUAUCAGGCAGGCCUGGCCUCCCCCGAGACCGCCGAGCAGCUCAUCAUUGCCUUGGAGCCCGAGGCGGCCUCCAUCUACUGCCGGAAGCUGCGGCUGCACCAGAUGAUCGAGCUGAGCAGCAAGGCUGCGGUCAACGGGUACAGCUCCGGUGACACAGUGGGAGCUGGGUUUGCACAGGCUAAGGAGCACAUCCGGCGUAAUCGGCAGAGUCGGACCUUUUUGGUGGAGAAUGUCAUAGGAGAAAUCUGGUCCGAGCUGGAGGAAGGUGACAAGUAUGUAGUCGUGGACAGUGGCGGGGGCACCGUAGACCUGACCGUCCAUCAGAUACGGUUACCGGAGGGACACCUGAAAGAACUGUAUAAAGCAACGGGUGGACCCUAUGGAUCCUUAGGAGUAGAUUACGAAUUUGAAAAACUUCUGUGUAAAAUAUUCGGAGAGGAUUUUAUCGAACAAUUCAAAAUCAAGCGUCCCGCGGCCUGGGUUGACUUAAUGAUUGCAUUUGAGUCUCGUAAAAGGGCAGCAGCCCCGGACCGAACAAACCCACUGAACAUCACCCUGCCCUUCUCCUUCAUUGACUACUACAAGAAGUUCCGCGGGCACAGCGUGGAGCAUGCCUUGAGGAAGAGCAACGUGGAUUUCGUGAAGUGGUCCUCACAAGGGAUGCUGAGGAUGAGUCCAGAUGCCAUGAAUGCUCUUUUUAAGCCAACCAUUGACAGCAUCAUUGAGCAUCUCCGAGACCUGUUUCAGAAGCCUGAGGUGUCCACUGUCAAGUUCCUCUUCCUGGUGGGAGGCUUUGCGGAGGCGCCCCUCCUGCAGCAAGCGGUCCAGGCUGCCUUCGGCGACAAGUGCCGCAUCAUCAUCCCCCAGGACGUGGGCCUCACCAUCCUCAAGGGCGCCGUCCUCUUCGGCCUGGACCCCGCGGUCAUCAAGGUGCGCCGGUCGCCGCUCACAUAUGGGGUGGGCGUGCUGAACCGCUAUGUGGAGGGCAAGCACCCACCCGAGAAGCUGCUGGUGAAGGACGGUACUCGCUGGUGCACCGACGUCUUCGAUAAGUUCAUCUCCGCCGACCAGUCGGUGGCCCUGGGGGAGCUGGUCAAGCGUAGCUACACCCCGGCCAAGCCUUCCCAGCUGGUCAUCGUCAUCAACAUCUACAGCUGUGAGCACGACGACGUGAGCUUCAUCACCGACCCGGGGGUGAAGAAGUGCGGCACGCUCCGCCUGGAUCUCACAGGGACCAGCAGCACAGCCGUGCCCGCCCGGAGGGAGAUCCAGACCCUCAUGCAGUUCGGGGACACAGAGAUCAAGGCCACGGCCGUCGACAUAGCCACCUCGAAGAGCGUCAAGGUUGGGAUUGACUUCUUAAAUUACUAACAGACCCGCCCCGCCGCCUGCGAACCCCGCCCCCACCCCUGGACUCUGUUCCCCUGCAUCUGCUGACCUCAACCCUGACUCUUCUUUCUCUGUCCUUGACCUUCAGCAUCGCCCACCUGAAUUUCAGCAGGGAAGAUGGGAACGACUAGGGCUAGAAACAGUUAGGGAUUUUUGAGGGCACACUGGAAUCAGAAAAAACUGUCGGAGGUUUGGGAAUAAGAAAUCUGAGGAUCCUGGAAGAGCAGCUAGUUUUCAUAGGUGCCCAGUGGUGAGACAGCCACCCGACAAGGGAGUCAGUCCGUUUCUGCAGCGGCGAUUCAGCUUGCUUUGAACGGAUCUCUGUUAGGAUGCCCUAAUCUAUUUGAGACUUUUCUUUUUACGUUUUUUUGGAUGGCAGUCAAUAUAAAAUGCUGUCCAUCUGCAGUUAAUUUCUUUUCAUCAUCAUGUGAUUAAAAGCGGUGAUUCACUGGGAGCUGGGAGCAUGUGCAGCUGGUGGGAGAGGCCUGCCCACGCUGGGCACUAUUUUAGGUUCUCAUAAUUUCAAUUCUGAAUAGCUUCAGUGAGGAGUAACUAUCGCCUGAGCUAAUCUACUAGGAUUCGAGUGAGUGGGAGAGCUGAUGCGCUCACUUUUCAGCAGGUGAAAGCUGGCUUCGAGCGAAGUGGGUGGUUUAGGCGCUGCUGACUUAUCCCAAAUCAUACGCUGGGACAUCAUUCCCCGGAUGCCAGAUCCUGAUUUCUGAAUUCAUAAAAUAACUCAAAUUAACCUUAGUAGGCUUCUGUGUGAGGAAAUGGGCUUGCAGUUUGCCUUGUUCACAUCACCAAGCCCAGGAAUCUGGAACAGCCCCUCACCUUGACAAGGGUCCAUAUUAUAAAUUAACUCCCUUCUCCCCCUCAUCUCCCAAAGAGUUUUGGCCCCGCAUUCCCACAUUUCAAAAAGAAUACAUUGGUGAUACAUGGGUAGAGAAUCUGUACUAUGAAAUGUUUCACUAAAAUCUUCAGUUUUUUAGGCGUAUCUAAAAGGAAUUCAUAGAUUUGUACUUGAUGAGUUGAGCCAGGUCGGUUCAAAGCUGGUCUGUGGAUCCCCUUGUGAGAACUGCCUGGGU
Molecule: messenger RNA, 3140 nt
Organism: Neomonachus schauinslandi (Hawaiian monk seal)
Lineage: Eukaryota; Metazoa; Chordata; Mammalia; Carnivora; Phocidae
Gene: HSPA12A
Product: heat shock protein family A (Hsp70) member 12A
Exons: 12
Coding region: 7-2037 (676 amino acids)
Source: RefSeq, a predicted model, not a curated record